AUGAACCACCGAAGUCCCUCCAAAAAUAACAACAACAACAACAACAACAACAACAACCAACACGGCACCAUGGAGGAAGGUGGAUCCAAUUAUCAGACCAUGGCCGAAAUACCUUCCACGCCUACCGAGUCGCACACACGCAGCAUCCUCAAGGGAAUCACAUGGCGAUUCGUUGCCACCAUGACCACCGUCGUUAUUGCAUGGGUUGUCAUUGGAGAUGCCGGAGUCGCAUUUCAAAUUGGAUUCUUUGAAGCAAUCCUCAAAAUUGCCAUUUACUACGUUCACGAACGGAUCUGGGCCAAAAUUCCAGUCUAG
Seminavis robusta is the source of this 315-nucleotide messenger RNA. NCBI's taxonomy places the organism in Eukaryota, Bacillariophyta, Bacillariophyceae, Naviculales, Naviculaceae. The record is from the annotation of a GenBank genome assembly.